UCAAUUAGGUUUUGACCCUGGCCGAUUUAGAAUGCGAUUAUUUGAAUGCCCAAGAAUGCUGCAGUCGUUUAAAUUUCUGGGUUAUACCGAAAUUCGGUUCCCAUUUGAUAUUGUGUGUUCUGCUGCUAUUGGGUGGCCAUUGGAUAAUGUUCUUCCUGAAUGUACCGAUGGUGACAUGGUUGGGUUAUGAAUUGUAUAAACAGCCCAGAGAUAGUUUGGGUGUUUACGAUCCGGUGGAUAUUCACAGCCGUGGUCUGUUGAAGGUGCACCUGAGAAAUACCAUGAUCUAUUUGGGUUAUUAUUUUGUUAUGUUCUUUAUAGGAUUAUAUUUCAUGAUCUCGGCUUUACUCAAAGGUGAUCCCAUUCGACGCCAUGAAGAGGGUGAAAUUGUUACUGAUUUCUAGCAUUUGUAAAGCAA
This is a messenger RNA of Musca vetustissima, 418 nucleotides long. RefSeq names its product protein cornichon homolog 4 (gene cnir). Gene Ontology annotation, biological process: vesicle-mediated transport. The coding region runs from base 147 to 404 and encodes 85 amino acids. The record is from RefSeq and is a predicted model, not a curated record. NCBI's taxonomy places the organism in Eukaryota, Metazoa, Arthropoda, Insecta, Diptera, Muscidae. The transcript is spliced from 2 exons.